AUGUCGAGUCGAUUUUUCCACGGUGGCGAUAGCGACAGUGACACCAGCUCUUCUGACGAGGAGCUUUACAGUGAGCACGAGGAGGAUGAGCAAUCGGAGGAAGAGGAGUCCAGCGAGGAAGACGUUACAGAGGAUGAUUCUUCCGAGGAUGACACCAGUGAAGAUGAGGAUCGGCCUAAAAAAACCGGUGCCAACAUUUUCUUGAAGGAUGAUAGCGACGACACCGAUGAGAGCGAGGAUGAAGACCGAGUGACUAUUGUCAAAAGUGCCAAAGAUAAGCGACUAGAGGAGUUGGAAGGCACUGUGAAGCUCAUUGAGAAUGCCGAGAAAAUCGGUGACUGGGCAGUUAUUUCAACUGAAUUCGAUAAGCUCAACCGACAAGUCCUCAAAAUUGCCCAAUCCGGACCUACUCCAAAAGUCUAUAUCAAAGCUAUAGCCGAUCUCGAAGACUAUAUGAAUGAGACCAUUGCAAAACAAAAGACAACGGGGAAGAAGAUGAACGCAAGCAAUACCAAGGGUCUUAAUGCUGUCAGACAGCGCAUUAAGAAAAAUAACAAGGACUAUGCCUCCGAGAUUGACAAGUAUCGCAAUGAUAAAGACGGCUAUAUGGAGGCUGUUGAAACCCCGGAGGUUAAAGUUGAAAAGACAUCUCGGACUCGUGUUGCAACCUCUCUUGAUGCGCUCACUGUUGAAGAUGAUGAGGGAUUUGCCACUGUCGGCCGUCAUGGAAAGACACUACAGUAUACAGCUGAAAGUAUUCUUAAACAUCUACGCAUCAUCGUCGAAUCCCGAGGCAAGAAGAACACCGACCGUCUAGAGCAAAUCCGCACCAUGGAGAAACUGCUCGAGGUCGCUCAGACUCCCUAUCAGCGAAUCCGGGUAUAUCUCACUCUUAUUGCCACUCGUUUCGAUCUCACAUCCUCUACCGCAAACCACAUGAGCCCCGAACAAUGGAAACUCGCUGGUGCAGAGUUUUCUAGCCUUCUCUCUGUCUUGGAGGAAAACCGCAACCAUAUUGUUGCCGAGGGUGCUGAAGAAUGGGAGGAUGACGAGAAACAACCCCAGGUUGCAGAGGGAGAAGUUCUACGCAUUCCUGGAAGCAUUGUGUCAUUUGUCGAGCGCCUGGACGACGAGCUUACUCGUUCCCUUCAGCACAUCGACCCACAUACUGCUGAAUAUAUCGAGCGACUUGGUGAUGAACAGACACUAUACACAGCUCUCAUCCGAGCACAAUUAUAUGUCGAAGAACUUGGCAAGACUGACAAGAGCGAGCCAAGGCAGGACAGUCUUAACCGAGUAGUUAUCAGGCGGUUGGAGCACGUAUACUUCAAGCCUUCUCAAGUCGUUUCGAUUCUGGAGGACGCUACUUGGAAGGCCAUCCCUUCUGCAUUGGAAUCUUCCAUCACUUCUCGCAAUGCCACUACAGAUGCCUCCGCUCUAGUCCAAACUCUGUGCAACUAUUUGUUCAAAUAUAGCGAUGGUAUCAUCCGGGCUCGCGCAAUGCUUUGCCAGAUCUAUUUCUUGGCUCUCCACGAAAACUACUACCGUGCUCGUGAUCUCAUGCUCAUGUCUCAUCUGUCAGAGAAUAUUGCCAACUUUGACGUGAGCACACAGAUUCUGUUCAACAGGACUCUCGUCCAGAUUGGUCUCUGUGCUUUCCGCGCUGGCUUGAUCUACGAGGCUCAGAAUACGCUGUCCGAAAUUUGCGGAAGUGGACGUCAGAAAGAACUCCUCGCCCAGGGUAUCAUUCUUCAGCGAUACUCCACAGUCUCUCCGGAGCAAGAGAAACUUGAGCGACAGCGUCAACUGCCAUUCCAUAUGCACAUCAACUUGGAACUUCUAGAAUGCAUCUAUCUCACUUCCAGCAUGUUCUUAGAAGUUCCCCUCAUGGCACAGACCUCUUCUAGCCCUGAGAUGAAGCGCCGUGUUAUCUCCAAAACAUUCCGCCGUAUGCUCGACUACAAUGAACGCCAAGUAUUCACAGGUCCACCUGAGAACACGCGAGACGGUGUGAUCAUGAGUGCCAAGUUCUUGGCCGGCGGAGACUGGAAAAAGGCCACCGAAUUGCUGAAUUCGAUCAAGAUUUGGGAUUUGAUGGCCCAGCCUGACAAGAUCAAGGAGAUGCUUGCGGGACAAAUUCAAGAGGAAGGCUUACGUACCUACCUCUUCACCUACGCACCUUUCUACGACACACUCUCAAUCUCCACACUUGCCAACAUGUUUGAGCUCUCCGAGAAAAAGAUCGUUUCAAUUGUCAGCCGUAUGAUCUCUCACGAUGAGCUCGCAGCCGCUCUUGAUCAAGUGAAUGAUGCCAUCGUCUUCACCAAGGGCGUUGAGCUGUCUCGUCUGCAAUCCCAGAUUGUGACUCUCGCUGAUAAAUCCAUGUCUCUUCUCGAAACCAACGAAAAGACUCUGGAGCAGCGCACACAAGGCAUGGCAAAUGCUUUCCAGAGGGAUCAAGGCCCUGGUGCUCGUGGUGGCCGAGGCGGUGGACGAGGGGGCCAAGCCCGCGGAGGACCAAGACUGCCCGGCGGUCAACAGCGACGUCCAGGUGGUCAACAAUUCAGCGGCGGUGCAUUGGGCGGUGCUAUCAAGGCAUAG
Talaromyces atroroseus is the source of this 2601-nucleotide messenger RNA. RefSeq names its product Eukaryotic translation initiation factor 3 subunit C. The record is from RefSeq and is a predicted model, not a curated record. The transcript has 2 exons. Gene Ontology annotation, molecular function: RNA binding; translation initiation factor activity; translation initiation factor binding. Gene Ontology annotation, cellular component: eukaryotic translation initiation factor 3 complex. Lineage: Eukaryota; Fungi; Ascomycota; Eurotiomycetes; Eurotiales; Trichocomaceae. Gene Ontology annotation, biological process: translational initiation. The coding region runs from base 1 to 2601 and encodes 866 amino acids.